Rosa chinensis is the source of this 1287-nucleotide messenger RNA. RefSeq lists its product as uncharacterized. Lineage: Eukaryota; Viridiplantae; Streptophyta; Magnoliopsida; Rosales; Rosaceae. The record is from RefSeq and is a predicted model, not a curated record. Bases 1 to 1287 code for a protein of 428 amino acids. The transcript has a single exon.
AUGGAUAAAUCAUGGAUGCAUGCUGAUAGAAGGUCACGCAAGUUUGAGAUAGGAGUAGGACAGUGUCUGAAGUUUGCCUCUGCUAAUGCCAACAACAAAACAAAAAUAUGUUGUCCUUGCCUAAAAUGCUGCAAUACUGAUGGAUUUUCCAUUAGAGUUGUUAGGGACCAUAUUUUUUGGAAUGGUAUUGAUAGUAGUUAUAAGCAUUGGAGGUGGCAUGGAGAACCUAGUACAGCUGCCAUUUCUGGCAAUAGAAGAGGGGAAUCUGAAACUGUAGAUUGGGAUGGGGGUAGUAGGAUUGGGGAGAAUGAUGUAGAAGGAGAGAGUGAGGAUGAGAUUUCAGAAGACUCAAAUGAGUUUCUGAAGUAUGUGGAGGAUGUCGAUAAGCCUUUGUACCCUGGUUGUACCAAGACAACCAAGUUAAAUGGUUUGAUUCAGACAUUCAAUCUGAAAGUAAAGCAUGGAAUGACUGAUUCCUGCUAUUCUGACAUGCUGAUAAUGAUCGGGGGUUUGCUUCCUGAAGGAAAUGAGGUUCUUGCAUCUUUAUAUGAGGCAAAAAAAUCACUUAGUGCAUUAGGUAUGGAGUACCAUAAGAUUCAUGGUUGUCCAAAUGACUGCGUCUUGUAUAGACAGCAGCAUGCAGAUGCUAUUAUCUGCCCCACUUGUGGUGCUUCAAGGUGGAAAUUAGGCAAGGAUAAAACUGAAAAAGUAGGGAUACCUGCCAAGGUAUUAUGGUACUUUCCACCAAUCCCGAGGUUCAAACGGUCCUACCAAUCGGCCAAUACAGCUAAGAAUCUGACUUGGCAUGAUUAUGGGAGAAAGAAAGAUGGAAUGAUGCGGCAUCCAGCUGAUUCCCCGACUUGGGAUUUAGUUGACAAGAAAUGGCCAGAAUUUGGAAGUGAGCCUAGGAGCCUUCGACUAGCCUUCUCAUCUGAUGGGUUUAAUCCUCAUAGUUCUCUAAGUAGCAGGUACUCUUGCUGGCCUGUUAUACUUGUCACAUAUAAUCUUCCGCCAUGGCUAUGUAUGAAGAGGAAGUAUAUGAUGUUAACACUGCUGAUCUCCGGACCAAAACAACCUGGUAAUGAUAUCGACGUAUAUCUACAGCCUUUAAUAGAUGAUCUAAAACUCUUGUGGGAUGGGGUUGAGGGAGUAUAUGAUGCCUUCAGAGAGGACUACUUUAAACUAAGAGCAAUACUCCUCUGGACCAUGGGAACUUGUCAGGUAGCAUUGUCAAAGGAUACAAUGCUUGUUCGAUAUGCGUUGAUAAGAGUCGACCAUAUAGGUUAA